Phyllopteryx taeniolatus (common seadragon) is the source of this 2200-nucleotide messenger RNA. RefSeq names its product synaptojanin 2 binding protein (gene synj2bp). NCBI's taxonomy places the organism in Eukaryota, Metazoa, Chordata, Actinopteri, Syngnathiformes, Syngnathidae. The record is from RefSeq and is a predicted model, not a curated record. Gene Ontology annotation, molecular function: protein binding. The transcript is spliced from 4 exons. The coding region runs from base 127 to 564 and encodes 145 amino acids.
ACGCUUCAUUUUACGCCAUGAGCGUAAGCGAGCAAGUCGCAUAAUCGUCACCAAAUGAGUUCACCUUCACGCAAUUAAGUUUGUCUCCCGCGUCGCCUCCGCUUGAAAACAAUCUCCACGACAACUAUGAACGGUUCGCUCAUUUCAAACACGGUGGACAUUAAACUCAAGCGUGGGCCUGCAGGCCUGGGCUUCAACAUCGUGGGGGGCGUGGACCAACAGGACGUCGUCAACGACUGCGGCAUCUACGUGUCCAAACUCAAGGAGGACGGCGCGGCGGCGGUUGACGGGCGGCUUCAGGAGGGCGACCGGAUCCUGGCGAUCAAUGGCGUCAAGCUGGAGGAUCAGACACACAAAGCUGCAGUGGAUUUGUUCCGGACAGCGGGGGAAGACGUGGAGCUGUGCGUUCUGAAAAAGUCAUCCCAUCAUACGAACGGACCCGCUGAAUCCCAAGCCGAGCAAGCACCCCUGGCGCCCUAUCUGACGAGACUCGCUGUGCUAACGGGAGCCGCCGCUGCCAUCUUUGCAUUCAUUUACAUCCGUAACAUCAGAAGACCGUUUUAGCAAAGCCGUAUUUUUUUUCUUUUUUAGGUUCAAACUUCUUUCUUGAGGCCAAAGAAGGGAGGGAAAAAAAACACUAUUCAAUGCUCUUCGCAGAGGUAAUCGUCAUUGCACAGCUUUAGGGGACGUAACUUCACGACAUGGCCGCCCUUAAAGAAAAAAAGGGAAGAAAGAGCUGCCUCAAGCUCUGCUGUCUUUUUUGUUGUGUUUCAACAUAUUCCAACUGGACUUGGCAGUGCCUGGUCAUGACGCGCUUGCUUCUUUGUUCCGCUUUAUCACGGUCUAAUAUAGACAUUUCUAGCCAUUAAUGCAGAGAAUUAACACUAUUCUGACCUAACAAGUAAAAUGCAGUCAGUCAUAAGACAUCAAUCAACAAUUAAGAAUUGAUUUAUCCUAUCUUGAGACGAUGGAGGCUAAAAUGGAGUGCACUACCUGCUGUGACCUGCAGUAUACAUUUUCCUGUUUGACAGAUCAAAUAAAUGCUAUCAAAUGCCCAUACCUAGGUAGGAACUUUUUUUUCCCCUGAUGAUGCUGGAUUAUUGAUUAGAUUGAACCCCGCUAUUAAGUGAUGCCCCCCCACCCCCUAAAAAAAAGUUUUUAAUUGCCAGUAGAUGUCAAAGGAUGGCGGCAAAGCACUUUUACUCUAUUAGCCAAGGCUUAAGCCUGACUAAAUGAACCUCCUCCUCUCACUUAAACAUAGUUCCUUGGCCACGAGUUGGCGCCAAAGCAAAAUGUUUAUAUGAGGUAAGGCUUUGCCCUGCGCACUCAAACAGCACAUAAUGGAGGAUAGUUUCCCAAUAAUAUUACGCAAAUGCCGAACUGAGAAUACACAUGGGGUUUACUGUAAUUGAGUCUUGAUGCACUGAAGACUCAAAAUGGAGUGUGCUGGUUGGCUGCGACCUGCAGGGGUGCUGUCGAGUCACUCAGCUAGUUUGCGCAUUAGAGGACAGAUUUUCUCAUUUUACACACAUUUUUCGCAUUUAAUAGAGCUAAUACAUUUUCAAAAGCAUUUAUGCUCCUUAAUGUCGAAAUGAUUAAAAAUAUCUGAAAACUUUUUUUGCGAUUAAUAUAUCAAAUAAACAUCAAAUUCUUAUCCAUAGUAAAAAGUACAGCUCUGAAUGUUUCUCAGGCAAAAAGGCAAUUUUUAAACAGAUGUAUAGUUUGAUAGUCAAAGACAUAAUUAUGAAUUCGCGCAAACAGGAUCAACUAUUUUUUUGUGUUGUUGUCGCUAUUCUUACUAGUAUGUAUACCACAGACUGUACAUUGUAAUAAAUCCAGCCUUGUCUUUUCAAGUCACCAAGUGAGUGAACUGUGAAUUUAAAGUAUUAAUUUGAGAUGCCGCCAUAUUUUGUGUUUUGGUAGGUCCUCCGGCAAACACAUUGCAUAUACAUUCCCCCAUUAUUGUGCACAGAGGUGUGAAUAGUUCCUUGAAAUAAAAGAGGGAGUUUUUGUAGAGUUAAAAAGUUUAUUUUUGCACUAGCCACAAUCAUGGAACGUCUGCGUCCGUGUGUCAGCGAGGUUUUAUUCGUCUGUUGUCUUGUAAAUACAUUUCAUUUCACUCUGCUGCUGACUGUGAAUACUGUGCUCUGUAUGCCAGAAGAGGAAAUAAGAAAAAUUAAAGUGGUUUACAUCAAAGCAA